Molecule: messenger RNA, 2280 nt
Organism: Nerophis ophidion (straightnose pipefish)
Lineage: Eukaryota; Metazoa; Chordata; Actinopteri; Syngnathiformes; Syngnathidae
Gene: atxn3
Product: ataxin 3
Exons: 11
Coding region: 128-1141 (337 amino acids)
Biological process (GO): protein deubiquitination
Cellular component (GO): nucleus
Molecular function (GO): cysteine-type deubiquitinase activity
Source: RefSeq, a predicted model, not a curated record
GGACGCUGCUCGGAUUGCUGGUCUGGUGAAAAACACGCGAGUUGUCACGAGUGAGGUCAGAGUUGAAUGUUUGACAGAGAGACAGAGAGAGGGAGACAGAGAGAGAGAGGGAGAGAGAGAGUCCAAUAUGGAUGCCAUAUUCCACGAGAAACAAGAGGGCUCUCUCUGCGCCCAGCACUGCCUAAACAACCUGCUGCAAGGUGAGUACUUCAGCCCUGUAGAUCUUUCCUCCAUUGCCCAUCAGUUGGACGAAGAAGAGAGGAUGAGGAUGGCAGAGGGAGGAAUGGGCAGCGACGAAUAUAGGACCUUUUUGCAGCAACCUUCUGGAAACAUGGAUGACAGUGGGUUCUUUUCCAUACAAGUUAUUAGCAAUGCUCUGAGAGUUUGGGGAUUGGAGCUAAUCCUCUUCAACAGCCGGGAGUACCAGACCCUGAUGAUAAAUCCAAUAAAUGAAAAUGCCUUUAUAUGCAAUUACAAGGAGCAUUGGUUUACUAUUCGCAAACUUGGACAACAGUGGUUUAACUUGAAUUCACUUUUGACUGGACCAGAGUUGAUAUCAGAUACAUAUUUAGCCCUUUUCCUUGCACAGUUACAGCAAGAAGGUUAUUCAAUUUUUGUGAUCCGUGGAAACCUUCCAGACUGUGAAGCAGAGCAAAUUCUUGGGAUCAUGAGAGUGCAGCAACAGCAGCGGCCAAGGCUUAUUGGAGAGGACGAGGCUCAGACAAGUGCAGGUAGAUCAGCAACACUGGGCCAUACAGAGAUGGGCUUUGACGUGGAGAGCAAUGUCGUGGAGGAAGAGGAGGAGCUGAAGAAAGCUCUCGCGCUGAGCAGACAGGACAUAGACGUGGAAGAUGAGGAAGCUGAUCUCCGCAGGGCCAUUCAACUCAGUAUGCAAGGAGCUGUGUUAAGCAACACAUCUUCAGAUUCUGGAGGUGGACAUGUGAAGCUGGACAAUGAGCCUGCAGGGGGACGAAGAGUACAAAAUGAGGCGCUCACAGCAGAGGAGCUGAGGAAGAGGAGGCAAGCUUACUUCGACCGGCAACAGAUCCAACUUCUAUCGAACAUUCCUCAACAUGCUAACACUGCAUCCAUAGAGAACCCUCGCACUGAAUUGGACCAACAACAAAAGCCCAGCCUGUAAAACUGGCAAAGCUUAUUAUUUUGACAAGCUGCUAAAAACUAUGGCCCCCUACCACUAAUCUAGUGAUGAGUUUGCUCCUUCCUCUAAACUGUUUUGACCCUUUUACGAACACAUGGACUCUCAGGAGGCUUUUCCCUGUUUGGUUCGCUGAUGGGUGUUACAGAACAACAACAGAGAAUAAGGCAGCAGGUGGCCAUCGGGGCUGCAAAGAAGCUGAACUUUUGACGCAGUGAAACAAAUUUGCCUUUUUUUUAAAAACCGUGGCGCCUUCUGUUUCUGCAGUAUACUGUUUUGUUUUGUUUAUUCCCCUGCGAGGGAUAAAAAAAAAAAGGAACCAUUAUGUACAAAUGGGUGUUUGUUGUGCGAGGGGAAAUCAUAUAGCUUGUCCACUGUUAAACAUUUACUUCUAAUUUUGUAUCAUGACACCAGUGUUUUGAAGUAGUUUUUGGUGGCAAACAAACAUCUAAAAGGCACGUCAGUAUUUUUACUUUCUUAUUCAAUAUCAUGAGUCAGUUUGCUUUAAAGUGACAUUGUAAAACAUAUUUCUGUUGUUGUGGCUAUCUUACUGAAUGAGUGACAUUAAUGAAGUACUCCUCGUUUGAGUACACAUUUUAUAGUCAAGAGUAUCAUGGAUAGACACGAGACAACACUAACUAGAGCAACUUUUUCAUUUUUUUUUCAACUUCUUGCCUAAAAUAUGUUGACAUAUACAUUAAUAGGGAGCAAUUUUUUCAAUCUGCAUGUAAUAAAUGAAUCAAUUAUUCCAGCAGGAUUUCUCACAUUUGCUGUUCAUCAGUAUAUAUGAUAGAAAUGAUCUUCAUCAGUCAGUCACAGACAUAAAAAACAAACAGUUAAGUAUUAUAAAGUUACCUGUGUCAUAGAUUUUGAAAUGCAACAUGUAUACAUUUAUGUUAACCAGUAGGAUAUUUGGUUUGUAUGGAACCAAUUCAAUGUUUCCAUUUUCAACUUCAAGUCAUUCUGUCGUGUUUUGCUUGAUUUGAAAUUCAAAUGCUGUUUUUUUUCCACAUUACCAGUUUCACUUAAAGCAUUCUGUGCUUUUUAUGUUUCAGAAUGCUCACGUUGUUUUGCAAAUAUGUUGGUGUCGUUUCAGAAUAAAGCAACAUUCAUUAAUUAUUUAA